Electrophorus electricus (electric eel) is the source of this 3547-nucleotide messenger RNA. It is a transcript of the gene arhgap10, whose product is annotated as Rho GTPase activating protein 10. Gene Ontology annotation, cellular component: cytoplasm. Gene Ontology annotation, biological process: signal transduction. The record is from RefSeq and is a predicted model, not a curated record. Gene Ontology annotation, molecular function: GTPase activator activity; protein binding. NCBI's taxonomy places the organism in Eukaryota, Metazoa, Chordata, Actinopteri, Gymnotiformes, Gymnotidae.
AGGGCAGGCUGUCCCCGUGUUUGGACGACGUGGACCUUCGGCUGUCCCCGCGCCUUUUAUUUAUUUAUUUAUUUCCUAUAAAGUUUUUGGAUGUGGUAACGAGAGCGCUUAGGCUGAACUCAACACGUUGUUUAUUGCUGGUCUCGUUUGGGCUGUGACUGGGACCGGUUUACUCCCUGCUGGGGUCCAGAAUAAGCCAGCAGCAUUCAGAGGCUCAUGCAGACGGGUCAGUCCUGGUCUGGAAGGUGAACGAGUCCGUCGGUGGUGAGUAAAGGCGUUCAGAAAUGGGUCUGUACCCUUUGGAGUUCAGCGAGUGCUACCUGGACAGCCCCAGCUUUAGGGAGAAAAUCCGUGCCCACGAAGCCGAGCUGGACAAGACCAACCGCUUCAUCAAAGAGCUCUACAAGGACGGCAAGAACCUCAUCAACGCGACGAAACAGCUCUCUCUGGCCCAGCUCAAGUUUGCCCAGUGCCUGGGGGACUUCCAGUUUGAGUACAUCGGAGAUGCGAAGACUGACGACGAGAAGUGCAUCGACGAAUCCUUGCAGGAAUUUUCCUCUUUCCUUAAAAAUCUGGAGGACCAGCGGGAGCUGAUGACACGGAACAUAACGGAGACUCUGAUGAAGCCCUUGGAGAAGUUUCGUAAGGAGCAGCUGGGCUCAGCCAAGGCAGAGAGGAAGAAGUUUGAGAAGGAAACUGAGAAGUACUACACAACGCUGGAGAAACUUUUAAACAUGUCUUCCAAGAAGAAGGAACCACAGCUGCAGGAGGCAGAUGUGACUGUGGAUGGUAUGAGGCAGCACUUUCAGGAUGAGUCUUUGGAGUAUAUUUGCAAACUGCAGGAGAUCCAGGAAAGAAAGAAGUUUGAGUGUGUAGAGCCUGUGAGUCUGCUUGCGUUCUUCCAGACGAUGUUCACCUUCUACCAUCAGGGCUUUGAGCUGGCCAACGACUUUGACCAUUACAAACGAGCCCUGCAGAUCAAUAUUCAGAACACACGGAGUCGUUUUGAGGGAACGCGUUCAGAGGUGUACGACUUGUUGAAGAAGUUCAAAGAGGCACCACAGGAAUACAGACAGACGAGUCCCAUCAGCAGUGAGGGAUACCUGUACAUGCAGGAGAAACGGCCUCCACCGUUUGGCUCCAGCUGGGUAAAACGUUACUGCACGUUCGUCAAGGAACAGAAAAUCCUUCACAUGGUCACUUUUGACCCCAAAUCUGGGGGCAAGUUUGGCGAGACGGAAUCGGUCACGCUCAAAUCAUGUCAGCGGAAAACGACAGAUACUCUCGACAGACGCUUCUGUCUGGAUCUAGAGAUCACAGACCGACCGGGCACUGUGUUCACGGCCCAGGCCCUCUCUGAGGAUGACCACAGGUUCUGGGUGCAGGAGAUGGGAGGGAAAGAACCCGUUCACUGUCUGGGAAGAAUAUAUUCCAGAGAGAGAGGAAUCGAUGCUCAGCUGGAUGACGUGGGUUUAAGUUUUGUGAGGAACUGCAUCAGCGCUGUCGAAACGCGAGGUAUAAAUGACCAGGGUCUAUACAGGGUGGUUGGAGUCAGCUCUAAAGUCCAGAAGCUUCUCAAUUUGAUGAUUGAUGAAAAGAGUGAAGAUGUGGAGCUCUCAUCCUGUGAGGACUGGGAUGUGAAGACCAUCACUAGUGCGUUAAAGAUCUUCCUGAGGAGUCUUCCUGAGCCUCUAAUGACGUACGCCUUGUACAAGGAGUUCAUUGCGCCUGCAAAGAGCAGGAGCCCAGAAGCCCGGGCCCAGGCCAUCCACUGUCUAGUGCACAAACUGCCUGAGAGUAACAGACAUGUGCUGAGUCUGGUCACUCAACACCUGGCCAAUGUGGCCUCCCAUAGUAAACAGAACCUUAUGACGGUAGCUAACCUGGGCGUGGUGUUCGGACCCACGCUCAUGCGCCCACAGGAAGAGACGGUGGCUGCUAUCAUGGACCUGAAGUUCCAGAACAUUGUGGUGGAGAUUCUGAUUGAACACCAUGAAAAGAUAUUUGGAGACGCUCCGAGUCUUUCGGUGCUGACUCCCUUCUCCGCUCACACCCGCCAGUCCAAGAAGCAAAGCCGAACGUGUCGUCCACUCGCUGUCUACAACCCCCAAGUACUGGACAUCCACACAGUCUCUCCAUCCUCUGAAGCGGUGUCUUCAGGCGCUGACGAGGCGUCUCUAGGUAGUAAUGAGUCUGACUCCUCCCAGUCAUCCAUAGCUUCUGCCUCGGAAAUCCCCCCAGAGUUGGGCAGUAGUCCCCAUGGCAACCCUGCCGUCACCAGCUCUCAGAAUGCUGGGGUGUGCACUGCUAUGGCGGCGUGGAUGAACUCGAGUGCCAGUCCCUCACCGUGUGAGGAUCCAGGGGCACUAACCUGUGCAGAGGCAGCCAGAGGUUGUGAGGGCAAACCAGCAGAAAGUGUCACCGUCAUGAAAGCCAAGGCCGUGUAUCCCUGUGAAGCUGAACACGAUUCCGAACUGUCCUUCCAGGUCGGUGCGAUCUUCCAUGCUGUGACGUGGUCCAGAGAGCCCGGCUGGCUGGAAGGGGAGCUGGAGGGCAAACGUGGCCUGAUUCCGGAGAACUACGUGGAGAUACUGUAGCACAGGACAGGGAAUCCUGCGCCUCUUCCGCAGUCUCCAAUGCGCCGUGACCUUUCCAUGACCUUCUCCAUACAGACACGUCAGCACAUGCUUGCGUUUGCUUCGGAAAACAGGAAUAAACCUCCACCUUGUGGAUAUGACAUGGCUUUCAAAACUGUACAUAUUUAAUGUGGGAGUAUAAUUACAUGCCUUUGUUUCUUUUGGUUGUUUGUUUGUGGUUUUUAGUGGGCAGUUUGGAGUUUCUGCAUGGAUGUACUUUAUUUUAUAUUAUUUAACAGACACAGUUCAUUUAAUUGAAUAAUGUGUGUGUCCAGUGUGUAAGCUAAAAGUAAGAGCUCCACAGGAUUGCGUUCUUCUAAGCUUCCUCACCAGAGGACCACCUUCAAAGUUCUGCUUUAAGUGUCUUGGUUAAAGCUUCUGGAAGCACUCAGGAUGGUGUUUACUUUAGCGAGACUUCACCCAUCAGGGUGCUUUAGCAAGGCUUCACCCAUCCUGCCUGGGACGGUGUUCAGGACUCAGGAUGGAGUGACCUUGUUGUUUUCACGUAUAAAGCAAAAAAAAAAAAAAGUUUUUUUACACAGCAAGAAAACACUCUAAAAAAUAAAACCAAAACGUUACACAGUGACUAUAAUGCACUGUUGAGAGAGAGAGAGAAAGAGAGAGAGAGAGAGAUGGGCGGUUAACGUGGCCUGCUGGCGGCGUGUGAGCACAAACACUCCCCUGUAGCAGGCCUGCGGACCCCCCCAAACACACACACACCCACCAUGCAGUGUAAUGUCAGUCACAUUUCUCCUGGCUUCAGGUUCCUGUGCUUCCCUUUGACUGAGCACUGGUGCAAGAGUUUGACACUGAUUUAUGACGCGCGUAAAGCUUUGGCUUUGCUUUGAUUUCUUUCUAUUUUUGGACAUCCUGUCAAUCGAUGUUAAAUAAAUAAAGUACUUUUAUUGUUA